Molecule: messenger RNA, 3213 nt
Organism: Cuscuta europaea
Lineage: Eukaryota; Viridiplantae; Streptophyta; Magnoliopsida; Solanales; Convolvulaceae
Source: the annotation of a GenBank genome assembly
ACCGAAUCCCCCCAAUGAUGAAUCGAAAAUGUGAAACCUUGGUCAGAAAUGGAGAACAACGGUAAUGCCGAAGGCUCUUCCUUGUUCUGAGGGCUCAUGUGUUGAUUAGCCGAAGGCUUGCUGUUGAUGUCCUGGGGGCGUCGAAGGGGAGCCCCUCAAUCCGGGGAUCGAGGGCCUGCCAGAUGAGGGCAGCAGUGGAGUUGUUACCGGGGGGUCCACUGUUUGUUGAUUAGUUGGUGAUGAAGAUACCUGAGGGCUCCCAUUACCUGUGUGCCAUGGGUCACCCGUCAAUGAGGCAACUCCCCGGGGGCUACCCGGUUUUGCAGUGCUGAGGGGGAAUCCCCGAGGGGUGCCCUGAUAUGAAGCCUUGAGUUUCUGAAGGGGUGAUCCCGAAGGCAUCUGCUAUGGGCUGUGUGGGGCACAACCCGGGGGCGUCUCUGGGUAAGUGUACCCGGAGGCUCUCCUUGAUGUAGCGGAGUGCAGUAGAAAACCCGGGGGCUUCCAGAAUAUAGCCGUUGGAAAUAUAGCCGUUGGAAUACGUAACGUCAGGAUAUAGCCGUUGGGGGGGACACGUGGUGCGUGAUGGCUGGCUGUCCGUGGGCGGCAUCACUGGUUGGAUGAGGACGCGGUGUGUAAUGAUGGCGGUCCAUCCGGAGGCCCGGAAUCCAAGCCCAAGCCCGGAUUCCAUCGCCUAUAAAUACCCCAAGGCCAGGGCCAUUCCCCGCUGUGCGAACUCAGUGUAGCGAAGCUCUGGCAAAAAUUCUAGAGAGAGAAACUCCAGCCUUCGGUAACAACUCAGCUUUCAAGGUCAGUUCCCCCCCGCCUUUCUCCUUCUAGUUUAGCUGUGCCUUGUGCCCCUAGGUUAGGAGAUAGAAUUUCCUAGGAAACCUUAGUUUUCCCGAGCCUUCGAAUUAGUGAGCAGAUGUCAUCACAGAGCGACUCCCAGGAUAUCUCGGGGGAGCCUUCGGUAGAGAUGGAGACAUGCUCAGAUGUGGAGUCUUCGAGCGUGGAGUCCUCGGCAGGUGGUGAUGCCGCAGUGGCCAUGGAAGUGGAGAAGGACCUCCAGGCCGAAGUCGAAGCCGAGGGCUUCGAGCAAGAAAACGAGGAUGAAGAGCUUGCCCUCGCCGUGCAAACCGCCGAGCAGGAAGAGGAGAGGGAGAGGCUGAAGGUGACGGUUGCCAUUCCUCCCCCCCGGGGUGCCGGGGAAGCCAGCUCCUCCCGGCCAUUGGACCCGACGCCCAUAAGUGUGGCUCCCGGGAAGAAAAACAAGACGAAGGCGGCCCUGAGGAAGAAGCAAGCGGCAGUGGAUGCCGGGCGGCCGGUGGGCAUACCCGAGGGCCAUUCGUUCUUGAAUACUGCCGCUCUAGAGCUGAAGACGAAGGCGUCCCCGGCAGAAUACCAGUCCACCCAGAUGCUGGUUGGACCUUCGGCGCGCGUGGUGGAGCCAAGGGCGGAUGAUUUGCUGCGAUAUGCGCCCGAGGGGUGCUUUGCUGCUCACACCCUCUCGGUGGAGAUGGGGCUUCGGUUCCCGCUCCAUCCUUUUCUCUUGGAGUAUCUGAGAUUUGUGGGGUUGGCCCCUUGCCAGCUAACGCCCAACAGCCACUCCUAUGUGGCCGGCUUCCUCUCCUUGUGUCAGAGCCGGAGGGUCGAGCCCACACUUGAUCAAUUCUUCAUGUCCUUCAACCUUUGCCGGGGGGACAUUCAAAUGCUGAGGGCUUUGCCAACCUUCAGCAGGUACCGGAGUUCCGGCUUUUUGAUGAUGUGCCCUCGUCUCACAAGGGGUGGAAAGAGAGGUUCUGCUACAUCCGCCUCGAGGAGAACCCCUUCCCGGCCCAGCUCCGUAAUAGCUUCCGGCGCCAUCCGAAGGUGGGGAGCGCAGCUUUGGAGAAGAACGGCAAAGUGCUUGCCAAGAAGCCGGAGGGGUCCGACAAGCAUGUCAAGAUCAGAGAAGUCACCCUUCCGGAGGAUUUGCUUAGCCUGGGCUUCCGGUAGUUCAGGCCGAGGGGCUCUUCGGAUGAGAGAUACCCUCCCCUCGAUAGGGUCUUCGAAGGCGCCGGAGGUAACAAUAUGGACGUUGGUUCCCUCUUCGCUUUAAAAAACGCGAAAGGGAAGAAGAAGGCCCCGGCGGGCGCUUCUGCCAGGGAGGGGCCCUCUCAAACUGCUGGCGCUGCUGCUGGCGCCGGAGGGUCCAAGGGUGCUGGGCCCGUCAAAAAGAAGAUUGCUGGAAAGGGGACCGAGCCCCCGGCCAAGAAGCCGAAGACCACCGCCCCUACCAAACAACCGAUCACCGAUGUGGUGGUGAUUGUGGACGAAGGGCACGCUUCUGCCUCCACCCCCCAGGAACAAAUCAAUCAGGAGUUCUUUGGGCGGGAGAGGUUGGAGGCAUUAGUACCGAAGGGGGCCUCCGUGUUGGAGGGCAGUUUGAACCCUUCGGCUCUGAUGAGCCAGAUGCUGCCGUCGGCCGACCGACUGGCCCUUGCCCGGCUGGACGAGGGAUCCCUCGAGGCGAAGGUCCUCCUGAAUGCUGCCUCCACUUUUAUGGGCCUCUGCGAGCACCUCCGAAGGGUGGAUCAAAUGAGGGAGGCCAAGGGUGCCGCCGAGGGGGAGGCCGCCCUCCUCAGGAAGAAGCUUGCUGAAGCCGAGGACUCUCUCCGUCUGGCCACCGACGGCAUGGAGCAGAGGGUGCAGGCUGCAAGGGCCGAAGGGGUCAAUGAGGGGCUAGCCAGGGCCGGGGAGGCCGCCGCCGAGGCCGCCCGUAUUGCUGCCGAUGAAGCCUGCGCGGCUCAAGAAGAGGCCGUCUCCAAGGCCCGAGAGGAUGCGGUGACCAGCUUCACGGCUGAAGGGUGGAAGGCCGAAGACCGGAGGGAGUGGCUCGCUUCGGUGGUGGGGGCUUCAGUAGACGAGUGGGUCGGGGGCCCCGGAAAGAUGUGAAUUGCUGAGAGGGGCGACUCGUACUACCAAGGCGGGGAGUUCUUCACCCAACGCCUCAUCUACCGGAAGCUUGCGAAGCACUUUCAGGUGGCACCGGAGGAGUUCCGUCCCGAGGCUUAUGGCCUCCCCCCCCCCCCCCCCCCCCCCCGCCAGCCAGAUGUCAGGAUCCCACUCCCCGAGGGGGAAGAGAGACCGGUUCUUGAAGACUCGGAGACCCUCCGGGAGUGCGGCCUUGGCGGUGAAGAGGAUGAAGCCGAGAGCGAGGCGAUAUCUACAGUCCCC